Messenger RNA from Haemonchus placei, 390 nucleotides. Lineage: Eukaryota; Metazoa; Nematoda; Chromadorea; Rhabditida; Trichostrongylidae. The record is from the annotation of a GenBank genome assembly.
ACUCUUGGUGUGGGAGACUACUCAACGGAUCGCUCAGCAAGAACUGGUGAUGGUGUGCUGGCAGUGCUUGUACACGUAAAUGACUUCAUUUACUGGUUGUCACAGGGCAUUGUCUGGGAGUCAAUUUCGCUCAGUCAAGUACCACAUUUCCGUCUUGGUGGCUCGAUCCAUCUGAUUACAAACAACCAAGUGGCAUUCACUGCAGAAGCGCACAUUGGACGGUCGACGAUGCAUUGCACUGAUAUCGCCAAAUCAUUCGAAUAUCCAGUCAUCCAUGUUAACGGUGAUCAUCCUGAGGUAAAGUUCGUAUUUGUUUGCAUUAUUCAUUUGCUUCAUCUAACGUCCUUAAUUGGGUUUUCAAUCAGGAUGUCGUCAAAGCCACGCGGCUAG